AUGGCCUCUGAACCUUCAACAACAGAUCAGCUGCACAAGCAAACUCUUUUUAAAUCUGUUGUUUACAGGAUCCCUGCUCUUCUGUAUGAGAGAGAAAGUAAAACUUUACUUGCCUUUGCAGAGCAAAGGAAGACUCCAAAGGAUGAAAGUACAGAAAAGCUGGUUAUGAGAACAGGAAAGAUCAAGGAGGGAUUCUCUGAGAAGACGGUUGAGUGGUCAGAGCUCAGAGAGGUGGAAAACGCACUGAUUAAAGGAUACCGUCCAAUGAACCCCUGCCCGGUGUAUGACAAGGUCAACAAUACACUUUUCCUGUUUUUCAUCUGUGUUGAAGACGGCAUCACUGAGAGUGACCAAAAAGAAAACUAUGACAACAGGACCCGUCUCUGCUACAUCACAAGUGAGGAUCUUGGAGAAACCUGGAGCGAUGUGACCGAUUUGACUGACAAACUGAGUGAAAUAAAAAAAUGGUCCACAUUUGCCGUUGGGCCAGGCCACGGGAUUCAAACAGAGAGCGGUAGACUGAUUAUCCCAGUUUAUGCUUAUACUCACUGCAAACCAAGUAGUAAACCAUAUGCACUCUCAUUGUAUAGUAAUGAUCAUGGUAAUAACUGGAAAUUUGGUGAACUGUUUAAAACAUUAUCAGUUGAGUGUGAAAUGGCUGAACUUUCCAAAGACCACAUCUACUGCAAUGCCCGUAAUGAAAAUGGCUAUCGAGUGGAAGCAGUCAGUGAUGAUAAUGGAGAUAACUUCAAGAUUUUCCAACCUGGAGACAAGCUUGUGGAAACAGCUUCAGGCUGCCAGGGAAGUGUGAUCUCCUUCCCAGCUCAACCAGAAACUGCAAACACAGAAAGUGACCCAAGCCAGAACCAAAACAAGUGGCUGCUGUUCACGCACCCAACCAAUCUGAAAAAAAGGGUUAAGUUAGGAGUGUAUCUGAACAAAUCCCCACGUGAUCCAAAGGCAUGGAGCGAACCCUGGAUCAUUAAUGAUGGACCCAGUGGUUACUCAGACCUGGCUUACAUUGAUGAUGGCUGGUUUGCAUGUCUGUUUGAGUGUGGGCAGCAGAAAAUAUAUGAGCAGAUAGCCUCUGUUGUCUUUCACUACAAGAACGUCCAGGAAGGCAUUGAAAAGAUGUCAACUAACUGAAAAAUAAGGGGAAAAAAGUGUUUUAUAUGCCAUUUAUUGGUUUGUAUGUUCAAAUGAGAAAUGAACAAUUAUAGUAGGAUCCGUCAAACAUCAAAUUUUUAUUAGUGAAUCUUAAUAUAAGAGUGUGAUUAAAUAUACAGUGA
Molecule: messenger RNA, 1289 nt
Organism: Pelmatolapia mariae (spotted tilapia)
Lineage: Eukaryota; Metazoa; Chordata; Actinopteri; Cichliformes; Cichlidae
Product: sialidase-4-like
Exons: 2
Coding region: 1-1146 (381 amino acids)
Biological process (GO): oligosaccharide catabolic process; ganglioside catabolic process
Cellular component (GO): membrane; intracellular membrane-bounded organelle; cytoplasm
Molecular function (GO): exo-alpha-sialidase activity
Source: RefSeq, a predicted model, not a curated record